GGUUAUUUAAAAGACGGAAGUGGUCUGUCAUACAUCCGGAAGUGACGCAGUAUUAUUGUACGUGCUAAAUUUCUCCCCUGAAAAUCGAACCAUCUGCUAUCGUCAACAAGCGUACUUUAGCAAAAAGCUUAGAGAUAACAUACAACAUGCCGAGUGGUAGAAACUUUAGACAAAGAAGGAACUCUUCAGAUGUAGAAGAAGAUGAGACAACCAAAGAAGUCAGAUCAAAAGUAGAGGAGGCUAAGGAGCUUCAGAGUUUGCGGAAACGACAGACUGGAGUCAGUGUGUCCGCCCUGCUGAUCGGGGACUUACUGCCACCAGAGAACGAUGCUGAUGAUGACCCUUUUAAAUUGAAGUCUGGAGGGGUUAUAGACAUGAAGAAAAUCAAAGAAAGGAAUAUGGGCCUGACAGAGGAGGAGACGGACCUGAACCUGGGCACUUCCUUUUCUGCUGAAACAAACAGAAGAGACGAGGAUGCAGACAUGAUGAAAUAUAUCGAGACAGAGCUGAAAAAGAAGAAGGGUUUGGUGGAAGCAGUGGAACAGAAAGUGAAGGUGAAGAAUGCAGAGGACCACCUGUAUGAGCUGCCAGACAGCAUCAACGUCAAUUCUGCCAAGAAGACGGAGGAGAUGUUGUCCAAUCAGAUGCUGAGCGGGAUCCCUGAAGUCGACCUCGGCAUUGAUGCGAAGAUUAAAAACAUUAUCCAGACAGAGGAUGCAAAAGCCAAACUUCUGCAAGAACAAAGGAACAAGAAAAAAGACAACGGCACCUCAUUUGUUCCCACCAACAUCGCCGUCAACUAUGUCCAACAUAACCGCUUCUAUCGUGAGGAUGUGAACGCACCACAGAGGCAUCAGAGACAACGAGAGGAGCCCAAGGCGAGGGCGCUGCGUGUGGGAGACACUGAGAAACCAGGUCUAGAGGCUCCGUCUCCACCCAACUAUCGCAAGCGUCCAAACAACGAAAAGGCCACAGAUGAUUACCAUUAUGAGAAGUUCAAGAAGAUGAAUCGACGAUAUUGAGAAGCUCGGUGUCUUUUUUAUAACCCAACUUGAUGUCCAUCUUUUUGAAGAUAACAUUUGCAGACCAGUUUCUCAAACAGCUGUUUAUUGGAGUGCUCCCAAGCCAGUAGUACUUUGUAAAAUGUUGGGGUUAUUCGUCUACUCAACAUCAUUGAGGGGAUCAAGGAGCAUAUCAAUUGUUAAAUGAGGUGUAUCACGUAAGCUUUGCUCGUCAGUGCAUUGUUAAAUGUUGACUUUUAGUUGUAGAAUUGGAUUUCUGGCAUUCAAACGAUUUAAUAAAACGUAAAACCAAA
Molecule: messenger RNA, 1315 nt
Organism: Gymnodraco acuticeps
Lineage: Eukaryota; Metazoa; Chordata; Actinopteri; Perciformes; Bathydraconidae
Gene: cunh9orf78
Product: chromosome unknown C9orf78 homolog
Exons: 9
Coding region: 147-1022 (291 amino acids)
Biological process (GO): mRNA splicing, via spliceosome
Cellular component (GO): spliceosomal complex
Source: RefSeq, a predicted model, not a curated record